This is a messenger RNA of Syngnathus typhle (broad-nosed pipefish), 1591 nucleotides long. RefSeq names its product peroxisomal biogenesis factor 14 (gene pex14). Bases 69 to 1181 code for a protein of 370 amino acids. Lineage: Eukaryota; Metazoa; Chordata; Actinopteri; Syngnathiformes; Syngnathidae. Gene Ontology annotation, biological process: protein import into peroxisome matrix, docking. The transcript is spliced from 9 exons. Gene Ontology annotation, cellular component: peroxisomal membrane; peroxisomal importomer complex. Gene Ontology annotation, molecular function: signaling receptor binding. The record is from RefSeq and is a predicted model, not a curated record.
GAGUGCGCUUGACUUUGAGCUCAGACAAAAGCAAUCAAACACCGAGCAGCCUUAUUGCUAAGUGCAAGAUGGCAUCCACGGACCAGUCUGAUCCACCAGCACAGGCUGCCCUUCUUCCUGGUAACGAUGUGCCGGCUCCCCUCAGAGAAGAACUGGUUUCUACAGCUAUAAAAUUUCUUCAAAAUCCAAAAGUACAUCAGAGUCCCUUGGCCACCAGAAAAGCCUUCCUGAAGAAAAAAGGCUUGACGGACGAGGAGGUUGAGCUAGCCAUUCGGCGUUCAGGCAGCACGGAUGACGUCCUACCUUUGAGAACUGGAAGCCCACCACAACUUCUUGUCUCUCCUCCCUUCGCUGCUGCUCCACACAGUCCAAAAGGCUACAGAUGGAGGAACUACGGUGCCUUCGCUAUCAUGAUGGUGGGCAUAGCCUACAGCUGUCAUCAACUUUACAAGAAAUACAUCCUUCCCCUCAUUAUGGACAGCCGAGAGGACAAGAAGCAUCUGCAGAAGAUGGAGAGCAACAUCGCAGCAAUGAGUGGCACGCUGACACAGACAGUUGGACAACUACAGCAAACCAUGACUUCGCUCCAAGAGCUCCUGGUCCAACAGCAGCAGAAAAUCCAGGAGCUCUGCCAGGAGCUGACUGCAACAGAGGCGGCAUCUGCAACCAGUCGCAUCCUGGACAACCAAACAGUUGGAGAGCUGAAAGCUGAGAUAGUCUCUUUGAAGGGUUUACUGCUCAGCAGGAGGCAAUUUCCUUCCACCCCUUCCGUUUCUAAGAUCCCCUCAUGGCAGAUUCCCUUGAAAGACCCCUCAGUAUCCAGCUCCCAGUCAGGCAACCACAGCAGCAGCGACAUAUCUCCCGUCAGUAAUGAGUCAGCCGACUUGUCCCCUGUGAAAGAUGGACUCCUCAGCCCGCGGGAUGUGCUGAAUGGGUCAGUCGGUGUCAACGGUGAUGUCGCAGGCCUCGACGCGGCAGCGCCCUUGGCCUUGAAACACCAGGUUCGCAUAGAGGUGCAGAGAGAGGAAGAAGAGAAUGACCAUGUUAGAAAGGAAAAGGAAGAAGUGGAGGGUCGAAGCAUGCAGACUGAGGAUCAUCAAGGUGGAGAUGGACAGAUCCACAAACAAGAUGACAAAUUGAAGCAGCCAGUGGGUGCUGGCAAUGAAAGUGAGGUGGAUUAGACACCUGUUAAAUUAUCUUCUUCACCCACCUGUUUGUGACACUCCUAAUGCUUCUGUCAUAUUUCCUGUGGGCUUCUACUUUAUUCAGUCACACUUCAAAUUCAGUGGUACCUCGACACUGCAGUAUAAAUGCUUUCAGAUGAAACAAUUCCAUCAUCUCAUUCACAGUUUAGUGUGUGGUGCAGCUGUGGGUUAGGAAUCAUGUUCAUUUCUUCACUUCAAAAGUUACUGUCCUGCUUGCAGAGAAGCAUUAGCUGGGUUUCUUUUGAUGGCAAUUUGAAAGGACAAUCCCGACCAGGAACGUAGCUUUUAGCCUCUUUUAUUUGUGCUUCCGCAUUGUUGUCAGUCUGUCAAUAAUUCACAAGGCCAACGCGGUUCCAUUUGGGUGAAAUAAAAGCCUUGAAAUUCAA